This is a messenger RNA of Gambusia affinis (western mosquitofish), 4427 nucleotides long. RefSeq lists its product as uncharacterized. Lineage: Eukaryota; Metazoa; Chordata; Actinopteri; Cyprinodontiformes; Poeciliidae. The coding region runs from base 1395 to 3671 and encodes 758 amino acids. The transcript has 14 exons. Gene Ontology annotation, biological process: lipid transport; lipoprotein metabolic process. Gene Ontology annotation, cellular component: extracellular region; membrane. The record is from RefSeq and is a predicted model, not a curated record. Gene Ontology annotation, molecular function: lipid binding.
CUGGGUUCAUGCUCACCAGUCAACACGGGACAGUAGAGCUCUGCAACUGGAUCAUGAUGGUAAGAAGAAACCACAUUUAUCUUUAUACAGGAUCAGUGAGUUUAAUUUAUAUUCCUGAAAAUGAGAGAAAAGGAAAAAGAAUGUGUUCUUUAUUUUUGUUUUCUAACAGUUUGAAUGUGUUAGACCUUGAGUUAAUUGGGGAAUGCAUUUAACAAAGACAAUAGUGGAGUUGCACUAGUUUGGAAAAAAGGCAUCUGAAACCAUUCAACCAUGCAGAUUACCCAACGAGUUUAACAUCGUAAUUAGAGUAGAAAAGCUACAGUGAAGCAGGUGGGUUUGAUUGAGAGCAAACGUCUGUCCAAUGUGGGAUGUGAAAGAAAAAAAAAGGGUCUUGUUUCAUAGUGAAAGCAACUAAACAAUGGGUAAAAAACAACAACAAAUUCCUUGCUUGAGGUUCUCCUUAUAUGAGAGUUGCAUAUUUCCUUUAAGGCUUCCUGUACAACAUGCUUGAUGAAUGCGGAUACCUCGUCAAUUACUGUAACAAAAGGCCAUUUGAGGCUCGCUCUUUUGUUAUAGGUUACAUCAUCCUGGAUUUUUUUUUUUAUAACAAAGCACAAGGAAAAAAAAAACCCGAUGACACAGUUUUAAUUCCUGCCACCUAAAAACGUAAUCGAAGUAAAAACAAGGUCAUUUGUGACAAUUUAACUUCGCUGUAAUGCUGCUAGUUUUAUUUUUUCAUUGCGUUGAUUGUCACAGGUGAGGCUGGACAAGUACAACUUUUUAUCCUUUGACUAAUUUUUGAUGAACUCAAGGUGUCCUGCUCAAAGCACCACAAAACAAGAACUACAGGUGGAAUUGGCUAAUCUCUUCAGCAUUUACACUUUUAGUUUUAAACGACAUACAUUUUAAAAUUCAUCAGUCAGAAACAUCUAACUUGGUGUCUUACUAAGUCUUAUUGCUGUCUUCAACACACAUUCAUUUGGUAGUUAUAAAUCUGAGCAAAAAAAAAAAAAAAGAUCCUAUGUGGGGUUCCUCAAGGGUGUGUUCUCAGUCCACUGAGAUAUUUUCAAACAGUUGUUUUCCUAUCAAAACAGUUGAAGGAAAGCCAGUUCAAGCUUUCAUUUAAGACUGGUUGGAUUGUUGUGAUGGUAGUUUUAGGCCGUCUUUGAGUCAGAUCCAAUUCAUCCUAAAUGAAGCUGCCAGGAUUCUGUCUAGCAGCAGGAAAUUGGACCAUAAGACCAAUUUUUAAUUUACUGCUUCGGCUCACUGUUUGUAAGGUCUCGUAAAAUUUUAGAGUUGUAUUAAUAAUUAGUUUUAAAACUCUCUCGUCAGGUAUAAACUGUGUGGACAUCUGGCACCAUCAUAGAUCAGAGUCAACUUCCUGAAAACCUGAGAUGUGCAGAAACUGUAAAGUGUUGUUGACAUGUUUAGAGCAAAGAAUUCCAGAGAUUGCUGAGGCUACAGACGAAACAACUGGACCUGCAGUCCCACCUGCACUCCCUCCUCGAAUCUAUCGCAGGAACUCCUCUGCCGUCCCUCACUCACAGCCAGUAAAACCCCCAAGGAAAAGCAAGACACAAGAGCCUCCGAGCGACUUGGAUGUAGGAUCUGAAAAUAUCUACGAAGACCCGGAUGCAUUACUGACUUCUAACCCAGAUGUGAGUCAGCCAGAGGCUAAACCCAGGCCCAUACCUCACCCAAGAAGCAAACACAAACUAAAUGCCCAACAUGACACCAACAACACAACCACAGCAAACUACAUCCACACGAUCAACUCAGGACACAACGAUAACGCCGCCAACAUAGCUUAUGUGACAAAAACAGCUUUCGAUGCCAACACAACACAGAAUACCAACAGCUCAACCUUCAACACUAAAACAAUCUACGAGACUGGAACGACCACCAACGCUAAUGCGGCUUCCAAAUCCCACAACUCCAGAAGACCCAGUUCAACCGUCUCUAGCACAGUCGACUCAACCUACAACACAGUCAGAUCCAACAAGACCCACAAUUCCAACCCGGCUAAGUCUUCAGACAGAACAGGCAACACAAAGAACGAUCCAAGUUACGAAAGAAGGAAGAACGCCGAUGAGAACUUGAUACCUCGCUCUACUCACCAGCCUCCCCUUCCCACGCCUAAGACCAAAGAUGUAAAAUCAACAGCAGCAGAAAGUCCAGAGAUUUAUCAUAUGGGAACUAAUUCAAGUACAAGUGCGAAGGCCAGAGAUGUGAAAAGCAGACAUAGAGCUUCAAAUUCAUCUCGACCUCUUAUGCAUCACAGCAGCUCAAUGUUGGACCUGUUGAGUGUUGAGAGUCACCAAAACGGAAAGAACUCAAACCACUACAUGACACCUCAGUCUGCUCGCCGAGCUCUUCUUCCACCGUUACCUCCCGAGUCCAAAGGUCCGAACUCAACAGCACCAGAUGCUUCACAGGAUUAUACCCCAGGAACAAACUCAAAUGCAAGUGUUAAGAAUCCGCCUCCUCUGCCUCCUCCUCGCGUGGAAACUAUCUACCCUCUAUAUUGCGACAAAAGAAAUCCUACUUCACAGCAUAGAGACAACAGAAACAGACAUGGGCCUCGAUCGCCUCUCUACCACAGCGCCUCAAUGUUGGACCUGUCAGGCGAAACGAGCAGUGAAACAUCGUCUUUGUACGACCCUGAAAUGGAACUUUACUACGCUUCACGAUCAUCUCUAUACACUGACAACGUGAACCCUCCGUACAUAACAGCUUUACCAAAUGAUUAUUACAACGGGCCAUGGACACGAGCACGACGUUAUGAAGACGAUAACCAGAGCACCUACAGCGACAUAUAUCAACUCUCUCAGGAUGAUAUCACUGAGCUGCUGCAGUGGUUUAAGAGAGUAUCUAGACAAUCUGACACCAUGUCGCUGUAUGGCCUCAGUAUGGCGGAUGAAAUGAGAUCCUUCCAUCAGCAGGCCAAGCAUGUGAGAAAAGCCCGACGCCUCUACAACCUUCUCAUGAAGAAACGCAAGGAACCCCUACAGAAGGUCCUCGACGAGUUCAAGGCCAUCUGUGAAAAACUGGAAAAAGUGCAGAAAGCAAAUAAAACCAUGGGAAUAGCCGGUGGUACAACAAGUGCAGUAGGGGGCGUGGCCGCAGUGGUGGGCAUCGCCUUGGCCCCUCUUACCAUGGGAACCUCACUGAUCGCGACAGCUGUUGGGGCUGGCAUUGUCGCGACAUCGGCCGGAGGUUUCGGCGCGACAGUCGCCAAGGCCAACAAGAAGAUUGUGAACAGGGAGACAGUCGAGAAGCUUGUAAAUGCCUACAAGUCAGAUGUUGCCGACCUGGAGCGUUGUCUGAAUUACAUCCUCUGUCUGAUGAAGGAGCUGCAAAGACACAACACUGGCAAGCUAAGCAGGGCGGGAGCACACCCGGACGCGCUCAGGAUGGCGGAUCUGUCGCAGGUUGUGUCCAACAAACUUUACAAUAUCAGGCAGAUGUCUCCUAACAACCCUGGAGGGCUGACGUCUGAGAGUAUGCUUAAGCAAUUUGAAUCGGAGUUUGAUGAGUAUUUCACGGAGAAGAAAGGCCAGAAGCUGAACAAGUCGAAUAAGAGCAAGUUUUUAACCAGAGUUGGCACUCUGGUUAAAAACCUGCAAGAGGAACUCAAUUAUCUGGAUCAAAUGUGGGACGUGUUAACUUAAAAACAGACCACUGUGUGUGUGUGGGAUACAUAUUGUAAAUAUUGUAAUUUAUUAUUAACUAUUGGCCAAUAAAUUCUUGUAUUUACUUCACACACAGCAGCAUUUGUUUAUUUUAUUUUUUUUGCUGUAUUACAGAAAUAAUUUGCUCUGUAAAGUUUGCAUUAUUACAAAAUCAAAGACUAGUUAAUAGAUACAACUCCAAUAUGCUAAACUUGUAUAUUACUAACUUAUAUUUUAUAUUUUAGUCUCAUUCUUUCAGCACAAAUGAUGUGUUUAGUCAUGACUGAACUGGUUCUAUGCACUUUCCUAAAAAAACAAAGUUUGGAGUUACUUUUUCUUCCCCUAAUCAGGUAGUUUAUGUAGACACUACAGGAUGUUAGCCCCAGAGCGCAACAAAAACUAAAAUUACAUUGAAAAUAAGCCAAGAUCAACCUGUUAUAUCACACAGGAAAGUGCAAAGAAAAUAAUAAUUUGGACUGAGGUAUCAUAAUAAAAAGCAUGAGGUUGUGCAGUCACUAUUAAUUAAUCAAGUUUUAUGGCUUCACAUUUUUUAAAUAGCGGUUUGAGGUCAAAAUCCAAUGAAGUAUUCAAAUAUAAUAUGACUGUUUUGGUAUGUGUGCAUAAACACUUUUUGCUAAAUCCAACUAUUUCCAAUUGUUAAAGAUAACGUAACACGUCAACCUUCCUUCAAACUGUGUAUUCUGUUUUGAAAUACGUAAAUCCAUAAAUCGCUGUAAACACAUCCUGUAAGUUAUA